Drechmeria coniospora is the source of this 420-nucleotide messenger RNA. RefSeq lists its product as uncharacterized. The transcript has 3 exons. The record is from RefSeq and is a predicted model, not a curated record. The coding region runs from base 1 to 420 and encodes 139 amino acids. NCBI's taxonomy places the organism in Eukaryota, Fungi, Ascomycota, Sordariomycetes, Hypocreales, Ophiocordycipitaceae. Gene Ontology annotation, molecular function: RNA binding. Gene Ontology annotation, cellular component: catalytic step 2 spliceosome; U12-type spliceosomal complex; U2-type prespliceosome. Gene Ontology annotation, biological process: mRNA splicing, via spliceosome; nuclear-transcribed mRNA catabolic process.
AUGUCCGACAAACCCAUGCACAGAGGCGGGCGCGGCGGCGGCAACAACUCGCGCGGUGGGCGGGGAGGUCGCGGCUGUGGCCACCACGCCGGUGCCGACAAGACCGACAAGGCCGGAGCUGACAAGACGGCAGAGCGUCCCAAGAAGGAAAACAUCCUCGAUCUGUCCAAGUACAUGGACAAGCAAGUCACCGUCAAGUUCAACGGCGGCCGCGAAGUUGUCGGAACGUUGAAAGGCUACGAUGCGCUCAUGAAUCUCGUGCUUGACGACGUGCAGGAGACCGUCCGAGAUGACGAAGGAAACGAGUCCACCCGCCCCCUCGGUCUCGUCGUCGCCCGCGGUACCCUCCUCGUCGUCAUCACCCCCGUCGACGGCAGCGAAGUCAUCGCCAACCCCUUCGCCCAACCCGAGGACUCUUGA